CUUGUACAUAUGAGAAAGAGGAGAGAAAAAAAAAAAAGUGUGUAUGAUACGUGCCGGUGGAAUCUGGGUGUUGGCUCGGGCCUCUUCCCCUCCACAGUCUCCCAGCCGAGGCUCAUCUGACAACACCCGCAGCACCAGCCGUCCGCUACAGCCACGAAGGAUGUCGCAGGAAGCCAAGCUGAAGGAGGCGUCGAAGGCUGCGGUCGCUGCUGCAAGUGACCCCCUGGAGAAACUGAGGAACCACUGCCUGUCCAACGGCUACUCCGGCAUCCUCUCCUUCGGCAAGCUGUUCCGGAGGCUGGACAAGGACCGCUCAUGGACGCUUUCAAAAGACGAGAUGAGUCGCGGCGUGGCUCAGUUCGGCCUUGACUUCUCUGACUCGGAAAUCGACCAGCUGUUCAAGGCCUUUGAGAAGGAUGGGGCUGCUGGCAUCAACUACGAAGAGUUCCUGGAGGCUCUGAGGCCAAGCAUGACCGCCACAAGGAAGGAGGCGGUGGAGAAAGUCUUCAAGCACCUGGACAAGACUGGCGACGGAGUGGUGACCGUGGAGGACUUGAAGGGCGUCUACUCAGCCAAGAACCAUCCCAAGGUGCUGAAGGGCGAGGCCACAGAGGAGGACUUGCUCAAAAAGUUCCUUAGCUUGUUCGAGAGCAACGGUUCAAUUGAUGGCAAGGUAAGCUUGAUAGAUAGAUAGAUAGCACUUAUCUUUCUAUUUAGCGCUGGUUUCUCUGCUUCAGGUGACCAAACAGGAGUUCUUUGACUACUACUCCAGCUUCAGCAAGGUGAUUGACGACGAUGAGUACUUCGUCACCGUGGUCAACCAGAGCUGGGGGCUUUAGAUCACCUCUGCUCUUAGUUCAUUGAAAGGUAUAGGGAAGAGGAAAGGUCGAGACUCAAUCAAUGCGACAGGUAAACAUAUGCAUUUUUUUUAGAGAGGCGUUAAGAAAUGAAUGUUAAAAGGAAUUAUAACUUUUUUUACGUAAGAAAGCUUAGAAAAUGAAGAUUGUUAAUUUAGGAAGUUACAAUGAGAGGAAGAAGACGCGAAAAAUUCCUUAGUUUACCAAGUUGGUCCACACCUUUUAAAUUUCUGAAGGACAGUGGCCUUUAAAAGAGCGAGAGAGAGAGAGAAAGAGAGGAAAAAAAGUCACAAAUAAAAACAAGUUACCUUUCAUAACAAUCAAAGAGAGUAUAAGAUGAAAAGUUUGAUUUUUACUCUUCUUUUUUUACACGCUGUAUCAUGUCACUGGAAUGCACAGUAGUAGUUGUGUGGUGAAGGUCCUGCUGCCGCCUCUCCUGUGUGAAGCCUGAGACGAAGCCCAAUAUUCUUAAAAGCUUCGUCAUCUUACAGCUUAAUUUUCAACAGGUCCUAGUGGAUGUUAACCCUUUUACUGCAAUCUGCCAAAACCUACAGCACUAAAGGCCUUCUACACAAUAUUUACAAGCACCUAGAAGAAAGAAAAGGAAUUUGAAAGAACUAAAUUUCCUCCUUCUAGCUAAUAUGAUGUUCAAAGACAGCCGUGGAGCAAAAGUAAAUGUUUCAGAGUGGUUUGUUUGUAAUGAAAAAACGCACCAAAGAGCAGUGUAAAGAUUAAAAGUAUUUUCGAGCCUCACUGGUCAUCUCUGUGGCCUUAGAAAAGAUGGUCCUUCUGAGAGAGUAGAGCGUUUAAGAGUACGGGCCACAGUCACGCACCAUACACGUUGUCUUCACCACCGCUUGUCACUGCACUAAAUAGUAAUCUUGCCGCCGCACAUCGCCUCCCAAGCAAUAAGUCAUUAUGUUUUUUGUUUUUCUUUUGAUGUUAUUGAAGAAAACAUAUGCACUUUAUAUUCUGAAAAGUUCAUUAAAAAAUCUAGAAAACUCCA
Molecule: messenger RNA, 1863 nt
Organism: Scylla paramamosain (green mud crab)
Lineage: Eukaryota; Metazoa; Arthropoda; Malacostraca; Decapoda; Portunidae
Product: crustacean calcium-binding protein 23-like
Exons: 5
Coding region: 44-694 (216 amino acids)
Molecular function (GO): calcium ion binding
Source: RefSeq, a predicted model, not a curated record